GGCCAAAGUGUUCGAGGAGGCGGAGAGACAGACAGGAGGAGCAAGCUGACAGAUGAAUGAUACUGUCUCAUCUCUGUCAGCUGCUGGUUUCAGAAUUGGAGUUGUCAAGAUGGAUGUCCCAGGCUCCUGUUAAAAGAACGGCAAUAAUUUCAUCAGUGAGACUGUGGCGGAUUAGGAAGUCAUUUCGUCGCGGCGGCGUUAGAAGUACUUCAUAUACACAGAGAUCUGCAGAUGGGUCAGGGUCUGUGGAGGGUGGUGAGGAACCAGCAGCUGCAGCAGCAGUACAGCGAACAGUGCUUCCUCCAGCGGGAUAGAGAGCGGGCCUGGAGGGAUGGGCCCCCACUAGCUGAACCGCUGCAGCGGGGCCGCACACCGCAGUGCCAGGUGCCUGGCACUGACAUAAGUCACCUGCUGCGUGUCCGUAAGGGCAAAGAUGAACAGGGCUUCAUCGACCUCGAGAUGCUGCCACCUGAACUAAGCAUCACCAUCCUGUCCUAUUUGAAUGCUACCGAUUUGUGCCUGGCCUCCUGUGUGUGGCAGGACUUGGGCAGUGAUGAGUACUUGUGGCAGGGCUUGUGCAAGUCCACUUGGGGUCACUGUUCCAUAUACAACCGAAGGCUUCCACCUGGAUUUUCCUAUAGAAAACUUUACAUGGAGUUAGAUGAAGGAAGUCUAACAUUCAAUGCCAACCCGCAAGAGGGUAUCAGUUACUUCAUGUCCAGAGGUAUUCUGGUGGACCACCCGAAGGAAAUUGCCAAGUUUAUAUUCUAUACCAGAAUGCUAAACUGGAAGAUGCUGCGGAAUUAUCUUGACGAACGGCGAGAUGUCCUGGAUGAGCUGGUCACCCUUCAUAAUUUUAGCAACCAGUUCCUCCCUAAUGCACUGAGAGACUUUUUCAGGCACAUCCAUGCUCCAGAGGAGAGGGGCGAGUACCUGGAGACCCUAAUUACCAAGUUCUCCCAUCGCUUUUGUGCCUGCAACCCCACUGUAGUGCAGGACAUGGGUCUUAGUCCUGAUGCAGUGUAUGUUCUGUGCUACUCCCUCAUCCUUCUUUCCAUUGAUCUUACCAGUCCUCACGUGAAAAACAAGAUGUCCAAGAGAGAAUUUAUCCGAAACACCCGGCGGGCAGCUCAGAACAUCAGUGAGGAUUUCGUAGGCCACCUCUAUGACAACAUCUAUCUGAUCGGCCACGUGGCGGCCUAGCCACUGCCACGUUAAAAGUUAGCAACUGCACUAGGAAGAUUUCUAUAUGAGGCUGGGAAUAAACACUGUCAGAACACUGCAGGUCAUUUUAUACCCUUUGACGUGACACACUGCAAUGUAUCACAAAAGGAGCGGAGCACAGGAGCUGCAGCAAUGUGAAGAAUUAACAAAAUACAUCAGAAGGCUAAGUUUGGUCAUGACAAACCUAACUUAUUACAAACCCUUAACCAUGCAAACCAUGUAGCUACAUGAAGAUAUAUAUAUUACAAGCUAUGAAGUCAGUUAAAGCUGAAUGUGGAAUUUAUAGGGCUUGUGUCAGAUUAACAAGACAUCCGUUUUUUCUUCCUCAUUUUGAUAUUGAAACCUCUCGUAUGAAUGUCACCGUUUUGCCAUAUACUGCAUACAGUCAUAUUCCGAGAAAAUUCUCCAGUUGACAAGCUCCACUAAUCUCUAAAUCUGUCAUUUAUUUUUAUUUAUUCUUUCUACAUCCAUAUAUCAAAUUUACUUUUUGCUAGGAUAUUUAUAUAUCAUAAAAUCAAUGAUUGUGGAAAAAAAACAUUUUAUUCCAGUGCACUACAAUAUCUUUCCAGUUAUCUUUUAAAACUCUUUAAGAAAUUUAAGUCUACAGCUACUGAAAUUUCAAAGCAUUUACAGAUUACAACAGCACAAUUAUAAUAUUAAUAUUGAACAAAUGUUGUUUUUUGUUUGUUUUAAUUCUGUGUUUAGUACCUAGUUUUAAUAGGAUUUAGGGAUGGACAUAUGUCUUCCCUAAGAAGAGUAAAUCACAAGCACUGAAUUUUAAUUAUUUGUUGUAGUAUCUUCUGUUUAUCAUCCUUGCUAUAUUUUCUUUUCUUUAUAUUUUGCUCAUGUUUCCGCUUUUCAAAAAUUGAAGUUCAUCUUUCACAGUGACCUGGUGAAGCAUCAGACUAAAAGCACUUUUCUAACUAUUGCAAAGAUCUUUUGGACAAUGCAAAUGUUUUGAAAAACACACAUUCAAAUAUUAUCAAUCAAAUCUGUCAAUUUGUUUUCUCAAAAAAUGCUUUUUUCAGUGAAUAAUACUUGGAAAUUUUAUUUUUAGUUGAGUUUACCUAUCUGGUCUCAAAGUGGUUUUUUUUCCAUUUGUUGAAAGAAUGAAAAGAAUCGGUGCCAAUAGUGGGAAUACUAAACUAUACUGUAUAAACAAUAAUGAGAUUUAUUCACAGGCUCCGCAUAGUUUAAUUUACUGCUAAACACUUUAUUUGCACAUAAUGUAAAUAUUUAAGUAUAGAGAUUUAUAAACAUAAAAUUUUAUUUUCGAAUAUUUUAACUAAGAGUUGUGGUUUUUCUCAAGUGAAUUCUUUUUUGCACUCUUUGGCAUAUUUACCACGUGACAAUGCUAUGACCAUUUAAUCUGUAUGAAGCUGAUUUGAGAUGUCAUGCCAACAAGGGUUAGCCUAUAUAUAAUAAUGAUUUUUUUUUUCAUCCAGUGCUCAUUUAACUGUAAUUGUAAUAACUCGAUAUCCCCUGGAACUUUCGAUUUUCUUCUAUAAUAUGUAGCAUACAUUACAUAUUUAUCUUGCAAAUGCAACUCUAUUUGAACAAAUCCGUAUUUAAAAGGCAGAAAAGGUUUGUUUAUUAUGUACUUAAUAAUAAUUACACUGGAUUAACGCACUUCUAGAUUGUAUACAAUAAAAUACAAAAAUAAAUAAAACUUUGGAAAUUAUUGU
Molecule: messenger RNA, 2909 nt
Organism: Paramisgurnus dabryanus
Lineage: Eukaryota; Metazoa; Chordata; Actinopteri; Cypriniformes; Cobitidae
Source: RefSeq, a predicted model, not a curated record